AUGGGGUUGCACGAGAAGGUUUUGCAACAUGUAACCUCGAGUAUCUAUGGGUUCACUAGAGAUACAAUUGCACUGAAAGGAAUGAUCAAGCUACAAAUUACCUUGGAAACCAACCCUGUCACGGCCAAGUCAAUGGCCGAUUUUACAAUAAUCGACCAGUAUUCCACAUACAACGCAGUGAUAGGUCGCCCCAUUUUGAAAGAUAUGAAGAUAAUAACCUCCAUCUACCAUCUUAUGAUGAAAUUCCUUACCCUCGCGGGUGUGGGAUCCGUGCGAGGAGUCCAAUCGGAUUCAAGGGAGUGCUACAACACAACACUGAAGCUCGCAGAAAAGAAGAAAUCGGUAAAUGUGAUAUAUUUACUUGAAGCACCACCUCCUCGACGAGAAAUUUUCAGAAUUGCGGAGAUAUUGCAUGUAGAAAAACCUGAUUAG
Molecule: messenger RNA, 432 nt
Organism: Cannabis sativa
Lineage: Eukaryota; Viridiplantae; Streptophyta; Magnoliopsida; Rosales; Cannabaceae
Exons: 1
Coding region: 1-432 (143 amino acids)
Source: RefSeq, a predicted model, not a curated record